AUGACACGCUUUCGGCUCUCCCGGCUCAUCAACCAUCCAGGGGGCGCAUUUGUCCUCUUGGGGAGUUGCGACCUGAAGUGGUUUCGGAUCUCGCUUCGGGCCGGCGGGGAGGAGCUGGAACUUUCCCCUCCAUGCCGAGCCUGGAGCGGGGGGCCGAGGGAGGGUGGCAAGGCCUGGGUGCGCGUGUCCCCCCCCCGGGGGCAGGAGACGUCCUCCUACCCCCAGGAGGUCUCUUCCAUGGUGCUGGGCCAGGUGCAGGAGAUGGUCACGGUGCCCGCCUACCUCAACGACCCGCAGCUCCAGGCCACCAAGGACACCGGUGCCAUCGUGGGGCGCCACGGGCUGCGGAUCAUCAAGGCCACGGCGGCCACCAUUUCAGACGCUGAUCAGCGCGGCGCGGGGGAGCAAAAUGUGCUCAUUUUCGACCUGGGUGGGAGCACCUUCGACGUAUGCAUUCUCGCUGUCGACGCGGGUGUCUUCGAGGCUUCUGAGACUGGGUGGGGAGGGCUCGACGACAGGUUGGUGAGCCGCCUUGGGAAGGAGUUCCGACGGAAUCACGGGAAGAUUUCCCAAGAGGACAGGCACAGAAUACAAGUGUCGGGAAGUCCUUGCCUGGCCGGAGCACAACCAGCUGGCAGAGAAGGAGGACGAUGAGAAUCAGAAGAGGGAGCUGGAGCAAAGUCUGUCACCCCACCCUCCCCAGGCCCUGCGUGUCCCUGGGGGUAGCCGCUGUGGAACUGACACUGGCCAGGGAGCCCCCCACCCCUCCCCGGUAGUGGCCUCCUCACUGAGCAGGUUGAUUGAAUGGUCCCUCCUGGCAGGUCAUCUGUGAUGGUAAGGCCUGGGCUUGUGGGCCCUCUGUCUUCUGUGAUCCUGCCCUGAACUUGAAGAACGGGAGUGCAGAGGAAUCUCCCAACCAGGGAGCUUUCUUCUCGCCGUGGUGUACCACUGAGGUCUGUGCCCGUGUCGCUUGUUAAAAUCCUUUUCUCUCCCAUUUCAGACGGGCAGAAGUCAUCAUUAUUAACAUUUGUGUGGCACUUCAACAUCGCUUUUGCCUACUUUGGUGCUGUUGUUACCUGCAUGUAUGGAUUUUGUUAAUAUAUGGGUUUUUGUGAAACAUACAUGGAAAUAAA
This is a messenger RNA of Lynx canadensis (Canada lynx), 1133 nucleotides long. It is a transcript of the gene HSPA6, whose product is annotated as heat shock protein family A (Hsp70) member 6. Gene Ontology annotation, biological process: cellular response to unfolded protein; protein refolding. NCBI's taxonomy places the organism in Eukaryota, Metazoa, Chordata, Mammalia, Carnivora, Felidae. Gene Ontology annotation, molecular function: ATP binding; misfolded protein binding; ATP hydrolysis activity. The record is from RefSeq and is a predicted model, not a curated record. Gene Ontology annotation, cellular component: blood microparticle; vesicle; cytoplasm.